AUGAUGGGUGACGACGUCAGCUUACAUUUCAAAUGCAAAGGUAUCUUGUACAGUUUAUUGGUGAAGACAUCAACGAACGAGAUAACACUAUUGAUGGUAAAAGCUUUGAUAUGCAAGAAGUUUGGGUGGGAUGAAAAAAUGGUGGAAUUGAAAUUGAGAUACAUUCCCCUGAUUGUGAGAUGCGACGAAUACACGACCGUAGCUUCUGAUGACGAUCUCAGGUGCUAUCUAAGUUCAGUUGAUCCCCAAGGCUGUAGAUGUAUGUUGCAUGUAGAGGUCACGGCUUCCUCAACACAGCCCACAGCGCAAGUAUCUAGAGCAGAGAAGGAAAGUUCUGUUGGUGUGAACUAUAAUGAUGAUGAAAUUGGAGGUAAUGCCGUGGCUCUAUAUGUAGGCAACAACGUCGAAGCAGAACAAGAAGAGGAGGCAGAACAAGAAGAGGAGGCAGAACAAGAAGAGGAGGAGAAUGCAGAGCAUGAAGAGGAAGGAGAAAAAGAAGCUCAGGAGAUGGAUGAGGAUGAUGUUACAGGCGAAUAUAGGCACAACGAAUAUGAUGAACCACCUGUUGUACUAGCUAGUCAGUAUACAGAGCCAUGGGAAGAUGGUUUGAAUGUCAGAUUACUUCAAGAGUUUCCAAAUAAGAAGGCAGUGCAGAGAAUGGUGGAUAAAGCUGCAUUUGAGAACUCUUUUGGUUUUGUGCUAGUGAAAUCAGAUAAGGAACGAUAUGUGGUGAAAUGUCAAGAUAAAAGGUGUGAGUGGAAAUUACGAGCUGCAAAGGUACUAAAUACACGGUUUUGUUUCUCAAUUAGAACGCACCACAAGAUGCAUACAUGCUCCCGGGCUAGUCAGAGUACAGUAAAGAAGAGGAAAGGCACUCCAGAUUUAGUUGCAUGUUUAUUGCAUGGAGAUUAUCCAGGAUCAAUGGAGACACCAAAUCCUGGAACUAUCCAGAAGCUUGUUCAGACCAGAUUUGGUGUGAAGAUAUCCUACUCCACGGCGUUGAGAGGGAAAAAUCGUCAUGCUUAUGAUCUGCGUGGUGAUCCAGGAGAGAGCUACAAGAAAUUGUAUUGUUAUUUGCAUAUGCUAGAGAAGGUGAACGAAGGGUUUCAAUGUAUGAGGAAGGUGAUAACUGUGGAUGCAACGCAUCUGAAGAAUGGGUAUCGUGGUGUGCUAGUCUUUGCUUCAGCUCAAGAUCCUAAUAGGCACAACUAUCCCCUGGCGUUUGGUGUACUUGAUAGUGAGAACAAUGAUAGCUGGAAUUGGUUUUUCGAGUUGCUGAAAUCUGUUAUACCAGACUCGUCCGAAUUGGUGUUUAUGACUGACAGAAAUGAGAGCCUCAUCAAUGCCGUAGCUUAUGUGUAUCCAAGGGCUCAUCAUGGGGAGAUGAGCAGGCAUUACACGGUGGCUGCGUUUGAGGCGGCUUACAGUUCAUUUGAAGCGAGAUUUCCUUCUGCAGCUGCGUAUCUAGUAAAGACUACGAACAAUAGGAAGGAAACUUGGGCAAGGGUUCAUUUUCCGGGAGUAAGGUACAACCUAGACACAAGCAACUGUGUGGAGUCUUUAAACAGUACUUUUAGGCCUGCAAGGAGAUACGCCUUGAUACCCAUGCUUGAUGCGAUUAUUGCACAAAUUUCUAAAUGGUUUAAUGAACAUCGGAAGGAGGCCGCUGCUGGAUCAGAAGCGCAUAAGUUGGUACCUCUGGUGGAAAACCUAAUGCACGAUAUGUGGAAGGAGGCUGAGAAAUUACAUGCGACGGAGUUAAACAGUUUCGAGCUUCUUUAUGAUGUAGUAGCUAAGAAAUCCGACGGCACCGCUGACCCAGAGAGUAAGAAUUACAGUGUGGACUUAAUCAGGAAAAGUUGCAGUUGCAGGGUGUUUGAUUUUGAGAAGAUUCCUUGUGUCCACGCACUAGCCGCUUUCAUGGAAUUCAACACCAGCAAUGUAGAUAGUUCUCGAUAUCCUAUGCAAUUGAUUGAGCUGGUCUCACAUUAUUACUUGAUCGAGGUGUGGCAAUUGGCGUAUUGGAGGACGAUUUUUCUCGUGCCUCAUGAAUCGGAAUGGAAGGUCCCUGAAGACGUGAAGGCAAAGAAAAUCAUACCGUUGCAACCUAUCCCGAAAAAGGGAAGAAAGAGAACGAAGAGACUUUUUGGUCCCGGAGAAUACCGGCGUCCAAGGACAGCAAACAAAAGGCGGAAAAGACAAGGAAUCGUGUGGGGGGACCUAGAGAAAGGUUCUCAGCCAAGUCCAGAUCCGGAAGUUGUGUAA
Messenger RNA from Microthlaspi erraticum, 2265 nucleotides. NCBI's taxonomy places the organism in Eukaryota, Viridiplantae, Streptophyta, Magnoliopsida, Brassicales, Brassicaceae. The record is from the annotation of a GenBank genome assembly.